AUGGCAGUCCCUCACAACACUGUGCCCAAACGAACCACCAACAUGGCAGUGAAAGACGGAGAUCACUUCGACUUCGUCGUUGUCGGCGGUGGAACUGCCGGUAACUGCGUCGCCGGUCGUCUGGCCGAAAACCCCAAGGCCCGCAUCUUGGUCAUUGAAGCCGGUGUUGGCAAUCCGGAAGACUGUCCCGAGAUCACCACGCCCUCUAAUGCCAUGAACCUGCGAAACAGCGUUCACGACUGGUCUUACAAGAGUACCCUGGUGAAGCGUGAUGAUUACGAGCGCAUCGAAAAGCCCAAUACGCGAGGCAAGGCCCUAGGUGGAAGCUCGUCGUUAAACUACUUCACUUGGGUUCCCGGCUGCAAGGGGACAUUUGAUCGGUGGGCCGAAUUUGGCGGCAAAGAAUGGAGCUGGGAUCAUCUUGUUCAUUACUUGCGCAAGAGCGCCACGUAUCACGAUGAUCCGAAGCUGUACCUCCCGGAGCUCAAGAAGAUUGGUGGAGGAGGGCCCAUCCCCAUCUCUCAUGCUGAGCUUAUUGACGAGAUGGAUCAUUUCCGCGAUAACAUUCAGAAAGCUUGGGUUUCUCACGGACAGCCAAUUACGGAAAACGUAUACGAUGGCGAGAUGAACGGCCUUUGUCACUGUGUCGAUUCGAUCUACAAGGGGGUGCGGUCUGGGAGCUGGCUCUUCUUGAAGGACAAGCCUAACAUCACAGUUUUGGCCGGAACGCAUGCCAAAAAGCUGCUCAUCAACUAUGCUGAUCGAACUUGCCGUGGUGUGCGAGUCAUGACGCCCGAUCACAAGGACAUCAAUGUCUUUGCUGACCGCGAGGUUAUCCUUUCCGAGGGCGUCUUUGAGAGCCCCAAGCUCUUGAUGCUCAGUGGCAUUGGUCCUGAACGCGAGCUUGCAAAAUUCAACAUUGAUGUGAUUGUUGAUUCGCGCCACGUCGGUCAGAAUCUCAUCGACCAUCCAGGCGUGCCGUUUGUGGUGCGCGUCAAGGACGGUUACGGCAUGGAUACAGCUAUCCUUCGCAAGAACGCUGAAAGUGAGAAGAUGCACGCCCAGUAUAAAAAGGACCGUUCGGGCCCUAUGGGGUCCGGAUUCCUGGAAAUGGUGGCGUUCCCUCGAAUCGAUGAGUAUCUGCAGAAGGAUGAGACGUAUCGCAAGGCCAAGGAGGCCAACGGGGGAGUUGACCCCUUCUCGCCGGAGGGCCAGCCGCACUUUGAGCUCGAUUUUGUGUGUCUCUGGGGCAGCGCGUUCCAGUGGCAUUUCCCGUUCCCGCCGGAGGGAGACCACACCACCGUUGUGGUGGACUUGGUCCGUCCGAUUUCGGAUCCCGGUGAGGUGACGCUGAGGAGCGCGGACGCGCUUGAGCAACCCGACAUCAACCUCAACUUCUUCGCCAAUGAUCUGGACAUUAUCGCGAUGAGAGAGGGGAUUCGGUUUAGUUAUGAUGUGCUGACCAAGGGUGAGGGCUUCAAGGACGUCUUUGUGGCUGAAUCGCCGUGGUUGAUGCCUCUGGACUCAGAGGAGGAGAUGAAGCGCGCCGUCUUGGAUCGCUGUCAAACCGCCUUCCAUCCGACUGGAACUGCGCGGCUGAGCAAGAGUAUCGAUCAGGGGGUCGUUGAUCCUUCGCUCAAAGUUCAUGGGGUUAAGAAUCUCCGUGUCAUUGACGCCUCUGUCAUACCGGUGAUUCCAGACUGCCGUAUCCAGAAUUCGGUGUACAUGGUGGCUGAAAAGGGAGCAGACAUGAUUAAAGCUGCCCACAAGGACAUUUACGCGACAGCUUGA
Trichoderma citrinoviride is the source of this 1791-nucleotide messenger RNA. Its product is annotated as GMC oxidoreductase. The transcript has a single exon. The coding region runs from base 1 to 1791 and encodes 596 amino acids. Lineage: Eukaryota; Fungi; Ascomycota; Sordariomycetes; Hypocreales; Hypocreaceae. Gene Ontology annotation, molecular function: oxidoreductase activity, acting on CH-OH group of donors; flavin adenine dinucleotide binding. The record is from RefSeq and is a predicted model, not a curated record.